Messenger RNA from Hibiscus syriacus, 867 nucleotides. RefSeq names its product 14-3-3 protein 4-like. Gene Ontology annotation, biological process: signal transduction. The record is from RefSeq and is a predicted model, not a curated record. Gene Ontology annotation, cellular component: cytoplasm. The transcript is spliced from 4 exons. The coding region runs from base 36 to 821 and encodes 261 amino acids. Lineage: Eukaryota; Viridiplantae; Streptophyta; Magnoliopsida; Malvales; Malvaceae.
AUUGCAGGAUCAAACAUUAGAUUGAUAUAAUAAAGAUGUCGCUAACUGAUUCAUCUCGAGAGGAAAAUGUUUACAUGGCCAAGUUGGCUGAGCAGGCGGAGCGAUACGAGGAAAUGGUAGAGUUCAUGGAAAAAGUUGCAAAAACUGUCGAUGUGGAGCUGACCGUCGAGGAAAGGAACCUUCUUUCCGUGGCUUACAAAAAUGUUGUUGGGGCGAGGAGGGCUUCAUGGAGGAUCAUCUCUUCUAUUGAGCAGAAAGAAGAGAGCAGAAGAAAUGAGGAUCAUGUUGCAACCAUCAAGGAGUAUAGGGCCAAGAUUGAAGCUGAGCUCAGCAAGAUAUGUGAUGGGAUUUUGAGCCUUCUUGAGUCUCACCUCGUUCCUUCAGCUUCAUCUGCUGAGUCCAAGGUGUUUUACCUUAAAAUGAAGGGUGAUUAUCACAGGUAUCUUGUUGAGCUUAAGACUAGUUCUGAGAGGAAGGAGUCCGCUGAGAGCACUUUGUUGGCUUACAAAUCUGCUCAGGAUAUUGCACUCGGUGACCUAGCACCUACUCACCCAAUUAGGCUGGGACUUGCUCUUAACUUCUCCGUUUUCUACUACGAAAUCCUAAACUCACCUGAUCGUGCUUGCAAUCUUGCAAAACAGGCUUUUGACGGGGCUAUUUCUGAGUUGGAUACAUUGGGUGAGGAGUCCUACAAGGAUAGUACAUUGAUCAUGCAACUUCUUCGGGACAAUCUGACCCUUUGGACAUCCGACAUAACGGACGAAGCCGGAGACGAGACCAAGGAAGCUUCCAAACCCGAGUCGGGCGAGGGACAGCAGUAAUGAGUGAAGUUCAUAUGAUAUGUACUCUUUAUGCUGUAAUUUUUGU